Messenger RNA from Acytostelium subglobosum LB1, 1950 nucleotides. RefSeq lists its product as hypothetical. Gene Ontology annotation, cellular component: membrane; m-AAA complex. Gene Ontology annotation, biological process: protein-containing complex assembly; mitochondrial protein processing. Gene Ontology annotation, molecular function: ATP hydrolysis activity; ATP-dependent peptidase activity; metalloendopeptidase activity. NCBI's taxonomy places the organism in Eukaryota, Evosea, Eumycetozoa, Acytosteliales, Acytosteliaceae. The transcript has 3 exons. Bases 1 to 1950 code for a protein of 649 amino acids. The record is from RefSeq and is a predicted model, not a curated record.
AUGGGAAGUGGCCCCUUAAAGAUAUUAAACAUUGCGAUACUAUCAUUUGGAUUGAUAUUGUUGCUUGCAGAGGUGUUCAGCUUUGGAGACAAAGGAUACAUUGACUAUCAUACAUUCCGUUCGACCAUCCUUCCAUCUGGCACAAUAUUGAAGAUAAUGUUGACGCCCAACACGGCCUAUAUCUAUGCCAAGACACCCGAGGGCAUCAGACUGUACAAGAUCAAUGUGCCCAGUGUCGAUGACUUCCAACGCAAGCUGGAGCACGACCAGACUGAGCUGGGCGUCGAGUUGGGUGACCAGGUGUUUGCAUCGUAUAUCACCGAGAACAGACUGGCCCGCGAGAUCAUCGCCAUAUUGCCAACAGUGUUCUUUGUCAUGGCCAUCUCAUACUUCUCCAAGAGUAUUGGCAGCAUUCUGGGCAAAGGUCCAAGCAGUCUGUUUGCACCAAAGUCCAAGGCCACACGUGGACAAUCGACCACCACAUUCAAGGACGUGGCCGGCAUGGAUGAGGCCAAAGAGGAGAUCAUGGAGUUUGUCGCAUUCUUGAAGAAACCAGAGAAGUACAAACGACUCGGCGCCAAGAUCCCCAAGGGCGCCAUCCUUGUCGGACCGCCAGGCACGGGUAAGACCCUGCUGGCCAAGGCCACGGCUGGCGAGUCUGGCGUGCCAUUCUUCACCAUCUCUGGCUCAGACUUUAUCGAGAUGUUUGUUGGUGUUGGUCCAUCCCGUGUGCGAGAGUUGUUCAAGGAGGCGCGAGCCAGUGCGCCAUGCAUCAUCUUUAUUGAUGAGAUUGACGCGGUGGGCAGAUCACGUUCGCGUGGAGGAUUUCAUAAUGACGAGAGAGAGAACACACUCAACCAGCUGCUAGUGGAGAUGGAUGGCUUUGGCACAACUGAGGGCGUUGUUGUGUUUGCUGGUACCAAUCGACCAGAUGUGCUCGACUCGGCCUUGCUGCGACCAGGUCGCUUUGACAGAACGAUCUACGUGGGCGAGCCCGACAUCAAAGGACGCAAGGACAUCUUCAUGGUACAUCUCAAGAACAUCAAGAUCGAGGACAAAAUGGAAGAUCUUGCCAAGCGACUGGCGACACUCACACCGGGCUUCUCUGGUGCCGACAUUGCCAACGUCUGCAAUGAGGGCGCUCUGAUUGCCGCGAGAAAGAACGCGACUGUUGCAUCGUUCAAGCACUUUGAAGAGGCGAUUGAGAGAGUGUUGGUGGGACUGGAGCGAAAGAAUAGAGUCCUGUCUAAAGAGGAGAGGAUCAUUGUGGCGCAUCAUGAGGCUGGACAUGCCAUCGUAGGAUGGUUCCUGGAGCAUACCGACCCAUUGCUCAAGGUAUCCAUCGUGCCGCGUGGCAUGGGCACCCUUGGCUUUGCGCAGUACCAGCCAAAGGACCAGUAUCUCUACACCCGUGAGCAGUUGUCCGAUCGCAUCUGUGUCACGCUGGGUGGUCGUGUAGCCGAAUCAAUCAUCUUUGGCCGCAUAUCCACUGGUGCCCAAGAUGACUUGGAAAAGGUCACCAAGAUUGCCUCGUCCAAGGUCGUCCACUAUGGUAUGAACGAGCGAGUUGGUGUCAUAUCAUUCAAGAAGGAGAACAAUAAUGACAUCACCAUCGAGAAGCCCUAUAGCCAGGCAACAUCCAGAAUGAUCGACGAGGAGAUCAGAAAGAUUGUGAUGGAGUCCUACGACAGGACACACGCCCUUCUCACCAGCAAGAAGGAUGAGUUGCUCAAGGUUGCCGCCGUACUGCUAGAAAAGGAGGUGUUGCUCCGCGAUGACCUUAGAGAGUUGCUUGGACCAAGACCAUAUGGAGAGAAGACUACAUGGGCAGAGUUGACCGGUGAGACUGAGACACCACCAUCACCAUCACCAUCGUCGUCAUCAUCAUCAUCAUCAACAACGACAAGUGGAGACAACAAUGUGGAAUCACCAAAGGUCUUGGUAGGUUGA